CUUCUAGUGUCGUACCUCUUUCUUCGAGAAAUUUCUAAAACUGGAAAGGUGACCGGAAAACAGAUGGCGUUGUAUUAUUUCCAUAGAUACUGGAGGUUGACACCACUCUACAUGCUUGUCAUUCUAUUCUAUACCCAUCUUACUAAGUACUUAAUGGACGGUCCACAGGUAGCGACGGCUGUAGGAAUAGGAGCAGAACAGAACUGUAAAGAUUAUUGGUGGACAAAUCUUUUGUACAUUAACAAUUUAUAUAAAUCGGACUCAACAGAAAUGUGUAUGGCCUGGUCGUGGUAUCUAGCAAAUGAUAUGCAGUUUUAUGUCAUUAGUCCGCUGGCAUUAAUUCCACUAGCUCUAGGGUACAAUGUUAUUGGUAUACUAGUACUACUGGGACUGGUUGCAUCGCAGAUUAUUUCAACUGGUUAUAUAACAUGGAAUAUUAACUUCGCGGGUUUCUUACAACAAGGUGCAUUUGGAAAAUUUUUUGAACAGGUUUAUGUGAAACCUUAUAGCAGAGUUGGUGUAUACGCCAUUGGUUUGAUUCUUGGUUUCAUCAUUCACAAGACCAAAGGGAAACGGAAGAUUCCUAAGUUAAUUUUAGUGAUUGGUAGUAUAAUUGCUGCUGUAUUCGGUCUCUUAUCAACAUAUUUAACUUAUGAUAAUUACAAAGUAGAUGGACACAAAUGGACAAAUGAAUACUUUAUGGCACAAGAAACACUUUACCGACCUGCUUGGGCUAUUGCUGUUGCCUGGAUGAUUUUCGUUUGUGUUAAUGGAUACGGAGGUAUUGUUAAUAGCUUUUUAUCAUGGAGUGCCUGGAUACCACUGUCUAGAUUAACGUAUGGAGCAUAUUUAGUUCAUCUUAUAAUUCUGUCAGCUGAAACAGAAAGCAUCAGAUCUUUUGCAUAUAUAGAUAUGUAUUAUAUGAUCAAUGGUUUUAUGGGAACAUUUGCACUGACGUUUGCAGUUAGUUUUAUCUUGGCUUUAUUAAUCGAGGCACCAUGUUUGGGGUUGGAGAAAAUAUUUAUUAAAAAAUAGACAUUAUCCAACAUUUGUCACGCCAUCGGUCAC
This is a messenger RNA of Patella vulgata (common limpet), 1068 nucleotides long. Its product is annotated as nose resistant to fluoxetine protein 6. The record is from RefSeq and is a predicted model, not a curated record. Bases 64 to 1035 code for a protein of 323 amino acids. The transcript has 8 exons. Gene Ontology annotation, molecular function: acyltransferase activity, transferring groups other than amino-acyl groups. NCBI's taxonomy places the organism in Eukaryota, Metazoa, Mollusca, Gastropoda, Patellidae.